AUGAAUGAGGAGGCUCUGUUGGCACGGGCUUCCGAGGAGCGGGAGCGUAUCUUUCAGAGAUACGAAAGGGGCCGCGAGAAUCUCGUCGGUCAAAUAGACCCCUGGGAGGAUCCCGAGUUUGAAGAUUAUCAUAAAACUGAUAGAUAUGGUUUCAUCCAUGAUGAGCGUUUGUUGCACAAGACGGCUCCACAAAAAGUCAAUGUGGAAGUCGAAAGGGAGAAGAAAUGGGUUAAGAUGCUCGGCUCCUGGGAUACUCCGGCCACAAAAGAGAAACUUCACAGGAGAAUAUAUAAAGGCAUUCCAAAUUCACUACGAAUAAAGAUAUGGUGCAAGCUGUUGAACGUUAACUCGAUGAAAUCAACGAAUGUAGGGAAAUACCAGGAGAUGCUUAGGCUUGCAAAGCAAUGGUCUACGGAUGUAAGGCAAAUAGAUUCUGAUGUGAACAGACAGUUCCGUGAACAUCAGUUCUAUAGGGAACGGUAUUCUGAGAAACAGUGCUCGCUGUUUAAUGUCCUUUGUGCCUAUAGUAUGUAUAAUUCUGAAGUGGGCUACUGUCAGGGUAUGUCUGGUUUAGCCGGGGUGCUGUUAAUGUACAUGGAUGAAGAGGAUGCGUUUUGGGCACUCGCAAUUCUAUUGUCUGAUAAAAAAUAUGCCAUGCACGGACUGUACGUAGAGGGAUUCCCGAAGUUAACGAGAUUUUUAGAACAUCACGAUAAAAUAUUAACGAAAUUCAUGCCAAAGCUGAAACAACACUUCGAUAAGUUCGGCCUUGACGCUAUUCUUUAUUCUCUCAAAUGGUUCUUUGUGUGCUUUGUCGAACGAGUGCCAUUCAGUUUGUGUUUGAGAGUGUGGGAUAUAUAUCUUCUCGAUGGAGAACGCGUUAUCACGGCGAUGGCAUACACAAUACUGAAACUCCACAAGAAGGCGAUAAUGAAGCUGAAUGAUAUGGAUCUUAUAGUUAAUUAUAUUCAGGUUAAGCUUCACAAAGAUUUCGGUUACGAGGACGAUAUAGUCAUUCACCAUUUGGAGCGUUCCAUGGAUGAGUUGAAGAGGGCCAAGAUUGAUUAUCCGGGACCGCCACCGCCCUCGGAACUGCCCCAACGACAGCUAGGGACAUUUGUGGAGCCAGACAAGAAGGCCAAAAUAGGUCAAAGGGCUGAAAAUUUCUCCGAAACCGAGAAGCAAGCCAGAGCUACAGUCAUAUUGAGACGCGAGAAAGCAGCGUUGGAGCUUCAGGAACUGAGAGUAUCGCAAAGUGACACAGUGUCAGAUCAUAGCGGCGUAGCGAGUGGUGUUCGGUGCGAGGACUCUGUAUCCGUUUUGGGGUCCAGGAGGUCCCUAGCUGACACGAGCGUCACCAGCACCGCUGACCUCAGCGUCUUCUCCAGCGGGAGGUCCCACGCUCCAGACAAUUCCCUGGACACCCAUAGCAACAUCAGCGACGACGGCACUGGGUCAGAUGGUUGCGGGAACUGUAGUUUGAGCGUGCAAUGGGUGCCGACGGCCCAGUCGACGCCCAGGGCGACCCCGUACCCACCAUCUGCCUCGCCGUCCGAGGACGUGGUAAGGAUACACGUGACUUACAAUCCGCUAGCGAGCCCUUCACACCUGCAGCCGGUCAGUCCAUCCAAGUAUAAAUACGACCACCACAAACCAGUCUCCCUAAACUUCUACACAAAUGGCAGCAAUGUACCGGAUAAUAGGAUCAGGAUACAGGUUUCCUCUGAGGAGCUUCUGACGCCGAUAGUGGAUUCUGGACGUAUAAUAGCACCACGCUACAUCGACUCACAUCCAGGAAUGUACGACUAUAAGUAG
Messenger RNA from Danaus chrysippus (African queen), 1815 nucleotides. The record is from the annotation of a GenBank genome assembly. NCBI's taxonomy places the organism in Eukaryota, Metazoa, Arthropoda, Insecta, Lepidoptera, Nymphalidae.